UUGCAGUCUUCAGUUUACGGGUACCCUCCUUGCGUCUCUGCACAUCGGCUCGGCGCUCCAAGCUAAACCCUAGGUCAAACCUCGGCUUGCCGGCGGCGGCGGUAGAGCGAGGGAUCCCCGGAGAUGCCAGCAGCCGCUGCGGUUGCGUCGGCCGUGGAGAGGCUACAGGCGGCGGCGCAGGACGCGGCCAACUCCUCGUCGCGCUCGGCCGCCGCCUUCUCCGAGCAGGCGCAGCAGGUUCUUGUGCCCAGGGCCGCCGGCCGGGUUGUUUCUCUGGCAACAUGUACAAAGGUCAGCGCUAUUAGCUUUGCAGUUGGUGUUGUGGUGGGGUUCACCCUCAAGAAAAGGUUACGCCGAUGGGCUGCAAGACUGCUGAAGAGAAUUAAGGAUGAUGACUAACACAAUCUUUUUCUAAUUAAUUUGUAGUUGUUCAGAAAUAUAGUUUCUAUGAACAUCAGCAAGACAACUCUUUGAGGGCUUGCACACAUUUGCUAUGAAAGUUUAUGAGUCAUCCGCAUCACAUCUGUGGAGUGUGCAAUGUUGAUGUAAUGUUGCCAAUAGCAGUGUUAUGGAUGUACCAUGCUGCCCAGUGCACAAUUCUUCACCGUUGUUGUACUUUGUUGUGUAAUGUUCGCUGAUAGCUUUUCAUAUGUGGCCAA
Panicum virgatum (switchgrass) is the source of this 659-nucleotide messenger RNA. RefSeq lists its product as uncharacterized. Bases 124 to 399 code for a protein of 91 amino acids. NCBI's taxonomy places the organism in Eukaryota, Viridiplantae, Streptophyta, Magnoliopsida, Poales, Poaceae. The record is from RefSeq and is a predicted model, not a curated record. The transcript is spliced from 2 exons.